UGUCGGAAACUCAGAAACGGGGACCUAGGCCUUGUCUCUCUCCGCCAUGUUAGAUUCACCCCGCAGGGAUAGCAGCAGAACUGGCAGCGAACGGGCCUUACGCUGGCCUCUGGCAGGCGCACCCCGGGGGCAGGAAGCUGCCCCACAGCAUGGAGCCACAGGUUACUCUAAAUGUGACUUUUAAAAAUGAAACUCAAAGCUUUCUGGUUUCUGAUCCAGAAAAUACAACUUGGGCUGACGUUGAAGCUAUGGUAAAAGUUUCAUUUGAUCUGAACACUAUUCAAAUAAAAUACCUGGAUGAGGAAAAUGAAGAGGUAUCCAUUAACAGCCAAGGCGAAUAUGAAGAAGCGCUUAAGAUGGCAGUUAAGCAGGGAAACCAGCUGCAGAUGCAAGUCCAUGAAGGCUACCAUGUCAGUGAGGAAUGCCCACCCCCAGCUGUAGCAGAAAAACGACCAGUUCCGAGGGCAGGGAAGAAGCCCCUUGCACAUUAUUCUUCACUGGUGAGAGUCUUGGGAUCAAAUAUGAAGACCCCAGCGGAGCCUGCAGCACAGCAGUUUCCACUUGCUCCAUGUGAUGCAGAGCAGACUCCAGACAAGCCUCCAGACUGGUUCACGAGCUACCUGGAGACAUUCCGCGAGCAAGUAGUUAAAGAAACGGUUGAGAAGCUUGAACAGAAAUUGCAUGAGAAGCUUGUCCUCCAGAACCCAUCCCCAAGCUCCUGUCCCUCAGAAGUCUCAAUGCCUAUUUCAGAGGAAACGCUGUUUUUGCCAGAAAACCAGUUCAGCUGGCACAUUGCUUGCAGCAGCUGCCAAAGGAGAAUUGUUGGUGUGCGUUACCAGUGCAGCCUAUGCCCAUCCUAUAAUAUCUGUGAAGAGUGUGAAUUGGGGCCAUAUGCCCAUGACCCCAACCAUGUCCUGCUGAAGUUGCGGAGACCCGUUGUGGGUCCCUCUGAACCAUUCUCUCACUCAAGGUUCUCUCCUCCUCGUCUUCCUGCUGCUCUGGAACAAGCCAGGCUCCAGAAACAGGUCGACAAGAACUUCCUUAAAGCAGAAAAGCAAAGGUUGCGAGCUGAAAAGAAACAGCGUAAAGCAGAGGUCAAGGAACUUAAAAGGCAACUUAAGCUCCACAGGAAGAUUCAUCUGUGGAAUUCGAUCCAUGGACUCCAGAGCCCCAGGUCCCCUUUGGGCAGACCCGAGAGCCUGCUGCAGUCUAACACCCUGAUGCUCCCGUUGCAGCCCUGUGCCCCAGUUAUGCCAACCCUCAGUGCAGCAUUUGUGGAUGAGAAUUUGCCUGAUGGAACCCACCUUCAGCCAGGGACCAAGUUUAUCAAACACUGGAGGAUGAAAAAUACAGGCAAUGUAAAGUGGAGUGCAGAUACAAAGCUUAAGUUCAUGUGGGGAAACCUGACUUUGGCUUCUACAGAAAAGAAAGAUGUUUUGGUUCCCCGCCUAAAGGCCGGCCAUGUGGGAGUUGUGUCUGUGGAAUUCAUUGCCCCAGCCUUGGAGGGAACAUAUACUUCCCAUUGGCGUCUUUCUCAUAAAGGCCAGCAGUUUGGGCCUCGUGUCUGGUGCAGCAUCAUAGUGGAUUCUUUCCCCCCAACAGAGAGCCCUGAUAACCCUGAAAAGGGUGUGAUCAGCUCAAGCAAAGCUGAUGGUCUUCCCUGCCAACAAGAGGAAGCUUUUCUUCCAGCUAAAGAAGAAAUUCAGCUUAGUGAAGCAGCUGAGCAGACAGAAGGGACAGGAACCUGCAUCCCACAGAAGACAAAAAAUGUCUCCAGCAAGAGGGAGCUCUACAUCCCAUCCGUGGACCUCCUGACUGCCCAGGACCUGCUCUCUUUUGAGCUGUUGGAUAUAAACAUCGUCCAAGAGUUGGAGAGAGUGCCCCACAACACCCCUGUAGAUAUGACUCCCUGCAUGUCUCCACUGCCACAUGACAGUCCUUUAAUAGAGAAACCAGGCUUGGGGCAGAUAGAGGAAGAGAGUGAAGGAGCAGGAUUUAAAGUACUUCCUGAUUGCACAGUGUCAGUAACGAGGAAGCCUGAGAACACUGCUUCAGUGGAAGAAACAGAAGAUGACCUGAGUGGGACCCAGUUCGUGUGUGAGACUGUAAUCCGAUCUCUUACCUUGGACGCUGCUCCAGAUCACAACCCACCUUACAGACAGAAGUCCUUGCACAUGAAAUUUGCCUCGCCUGAAGAGGGACCACUUGGAGACCUGAGGGAGGAGGUUGUCCAUAUCGCUGAGGAAAGAGCUGUCAUGGAGGAGGAGGAAGAGGAGUUCAAAGAUGAAGUUCAGAGCCAGUCCUCUGCUUCCUCAGAGGAUUACAUCAUCAUCCUGCCUGAGUGCUUUGACACCAGCCGCCCCCUGGGGGACUCCAUGUACAGCUCUGCGCUCUCACAGCCAGGCCCAGAGCAAGGGGCUGAAGGCAAUCCUGGGGUUGAGGCUGAGGAGAGACCCCCGGAAGGGGAGAGCCAGCCACAGGGGUACAGCAUCAAUGAUAUCCUCAUGACUUCACAGACUCUGGAUACAGUGCCCCUAACCCCAGAGGUGGUGGGGCCACCAGCACAGCUGCCCAGGAGCCCUCCUUGUGUACAGCAUCUUGGUUCCCCAGGAGUGAAUUUACCAGUUAUCAUACCAGAAGUUUCUUCAGUCCCCGAUCAGCUCAGAGGAGAGCCCAGAGGCUCAUCAGGACUUACAAACAGCAGACAGAAGAGCUAUGACUACUCAAGGCACCACCACCAUGGGAGCAGCAUUGCUGGAGGACUGGUGAAGGGGGCUCUGUCUGUCGCUACCUCUGCAUAUAAGGCCUUAUUUGCUGGGCCACCAGUUAUUGCACAGCCAGUAGUUUCUGAAGAUCAGACAGCAGCCCUAAUGGCCCAUCUUUUUGAAAUGGGAUUCUGUGACAGGCAGCUGAACCUAAGGCUCCUGAAGAAACACGAUUACAACAUCCUGCAGGUUGUGACAGAACUCCUGCAGGUCAACAACAACGACUGGUACAGCCACCGCUAUUGAAGAGUGACCUUGUAUUAAAUAACUUUGCCUGCUGCUCAGAUACGAUCUUUAUUCUGUCGGGAUGUAGGGUAGAAGCCCUCGCUUAUUUUUAAUCUAAUGAGUCUAUGUAGAGCCCAUCAUUGAAUUAUCAGGACAGCGAGUAUCUGUAUUACAGUUUUUUUGGUAGGGGGGUGGGGGAGCAAAUGAAAGACCAGAGUUAAAAUUUCACUUUAGCCAUUGGAUGAGUUGUAGGAAGAUAGUUUUUCAAUUGAUUUGGCUAAAACUUUCUACUUUUUAGUGCAUUAAAGAGUAUAACUUGAACUUCCUAUAGCACCAUUUUUCUUACUGCUUGUAGUGGAGUAUUUUUCUUUGGUUAAUGUAGAUGUUUUUCUGGGGAUAUCUGUUAAUUGUCAGUUUAAAAAAUGUAUCUUGGAAGUUGUUUUCAAGAACUACUCAUAAUUUUCUAACCUACCCCAAGCUUCAUAGUGUGUGGUUUUGAAAUGACAUCUAAAGCAUGAUAGUAAUGUUAUUACUCUUCCUUUCUCAAGGAGAAAGUCAUUUCCCUACAAGACUUAGUAGUUGGCACUGUUAAUUUUCUAAAAACUCCAUUGAUGUGAAGAAUAUCCAUCUUCUGGGCCUCUGCACUUAAGGGAAGGGAGGGGAGAGUGUGCUAAUUAUAAAUUAACCCCCCCAGCACCUAUUGAGCAGUGUCUAAUGUAGUCAUUUAGCAUACAUUCCUUUUAUUUAAGGAAAAAAAUUCAGGUAGUGUGCUAAUCCUAGGGAGAAGGAACGCUUCUAUUAAAGGGAAAAUAAAUUCAACGUUACUCUCUUAUUUUUCUUGAUGUCAGAGCAGAUCUUAUUUACAGUAGAGUGGGGGAAAUAGAAACCUGUGAAGAGUGAAAGGCAGGCUCCUGUGUUAAUCUCACUAAAAGGUUCAGGGCAGGCAGCUGAGUGAGUAGGACAGAGAAUCCUGAUGACUUCUUGAAUGCCUGGAAUCUGUUCAAAGGUAUCUAGCGCUAGAGAGCCUAGAACAGGAAGAAAAGGCUGUAAACCUUGAGGGGGAGCAAACUCACUGAAAAAAUUUGGGUUUAACCCCAGGAUGAGUGGGAAAGAGCUUAUUUCCAGGAACCCAGGUCCUCACUGUGUAUAGAAAGGAGUCUUGGGAACACUUGGUGAAGAGAGAGGUAACAAAAACACUAAAAGAUGUUAUUCACGAAAAUGACUUCCAAAGAAAAAGAACCUGACCCCAGCCAUAAGGGGGGAGGAUAGUAAAAUAGUAUUAUUUAACCUGGUUGGUAUUUAUAAUGAGUCGUGGUUUUUAAAAUCAGUUAUUAGCUAUGGUGUUUAUUUACAGUACAACUCGAGUGAUACUAAGGCAGGAUUCACACUGCAAGCCAGCCAGGCUGUUUCAGUAUCUAAAACGUUUUCUAUCGGGGCUUCUGGGUAGAGGCUGAGCAGCAGGGUGUGUGUUGUUAAUUGGGCUGAUUUCGGGCAGGACCUGUCUUGACCGUCAGGGUCGUAUUGUAGGGGCCCAGGAGGGCCCUGGGGUCCGCUCAUACGUCCACUGUACUUGUAGAUAACCAAUUAAGGAAUGGCAAAAUAAAGGUUCUUUGAAACUUC
Manis javanica (Malayan pangolin) is the source of this 4610-nucleotide messenger RNA. The record is from RefSeq and is a predicted model, not a curated record. Lineage: Eukaryota; Metazoa; Chordata; Mammalia; Pholidota; Manidae.